Messenger RNA from Cyprinus carpio (common carp), 2406 nucleotides. RefSeq names its product P2X purinoceptor 5-like. Gene Ontology annotation, cellular component: plasma membrane; nuclear inner membrane. NCBI's taxonomy places the organism in Eukaryota, Metazoa, Chordata, Actinopteri, Cypriniformes, Cyprinidae. The transcript has 12 exons. Gene Ontology annotation, molecular function: purinergic nucleotide receptor activity; extracellularly ATP-gated monoatomic cation channel activity. Gene Ontology annotation, biological process: response to ATP; monoatomic cation transmembrane transport. The record is from RefSeq and is a predicted model, not a curated record. Bases 725 to 2146 code for a protein of 473 amino acids.
AACGUACAGUUGUGUAUUCACCCAUGCUGAAAGGUACGACAGAGAAACAACGUCGCGUUAUCAACGUGGAUCCAAUUUGCAAAAUCGACAAGUAAUUCAACGUUAAUCCAACGACUACAAAACAACCUCAGUUCACCCAUGCUGCAGGCAAGACGGUGAAACAACGUCACAAUAAUCAACGCUGAUGCAAUUUGAUAAAUCGAAACAUAAUCCAACGUUGAUUCAACCAUGGUACCGACGUUGAUUCACCGGCAAAUCAACGUUGAAAUGCCGGCUGGGUUAAUAUACCUACUAGCGUGAUCUAACGUUAAUGUUAAAUUUAGCUUAAAGUUUAAUGUUGAUAUUAAACCUAGUUCAAUAUGUUAUUACAUGAGACCAGCAUUAAGUAAUGCUAAUAAAAUGGGCCUCAUUAUUGUGUUCUUACGACUGAAAACAUAUAUGGAUAUACGCUGAAUAAACUAACGUUAGCUCUUGUCUGAAUGCUCCUAGACGUUGCUUUUGUUUCGUCCGUAAAACAGCUUAAGCCCGUUACUGCUCGCAUCAGCAGUUGCACCAGUGUUAGUAAUCUUGUCAAAAUAAAUAAGUAUUUCCAGAACGAAAGGAGAAAUCUGACAAAUCAAAAAGCAAAAGGUUUUGAUACAGCAUUUAGGGGAAAUAACCGGCUGCACCACCGUCUGCGCAGAACAGCUGACGUCUGCCUCGACGCUGUCACUUACAUAGGAGCAUGGCUCAGACCUGGGGUAACUUUUUCUUCUCUCUACUCGAUUACAAGACCGAGAAAUUCAUCAUCGCUAAAAACAAAAAGGUCGGAGUUCUGUUCAGACUCUUUCAGCUGGGGGUGCUUGGAUAUCUGAUCGGGUGGGUUUUUAUUUGGAAGAAAGGAUAUCAGGAGACCGAGGAAGUCAUCCAGAGUUCUGUGAUCACCAAACUCAAGGGUGUAGAUCUCACCAACAGCUCUCAGUUUGGUCUGCAUAUAUGGGGUGCAGAGGACUAUGUCAUUCCCCCACAAGGGGACAGAGUCUUCUUUAUUGUGACAAAUUAUGUAGUGACACCCAACCAAAAGCUGGGUUACUGCCCUGAGAGUCCUAAAGUGCCAGAUGGUUUAUGUACUUAUGACAAUGAAUGUGUGGAAGGGGAAUCUGUCAUAGCAGGCCAUGGAGUGAAGACAGGUCGCUGUAUAAACGACACAGGAACGUGUGAGAUUCAUGCCUGGUGCCCUGUUGAGUAUGGCAAGACACCAUCGAAGCCAUUGUUGGCAAAGGCAGAAAACUUCACAAUCUAUGUAAAGAACUUCAUCAAGUUUCCAAAAUUUGCCUUCUCCAAAUCGAACGUCCUGCCUACCACCAAUAACACAUAUCUGAAGAUGUGCAGAUAUGAUAAGGACCAUCAUCCAUAUUGUCCCAUCUUUCUUGUGGGAGAUGUGAUUAACUGGACUGGAAACAGUUUCCAGGAUUUGGCAAUAAAGGGUGGUUCAAUUGCAGUUGGAAUCGAAUGGAAUUGUGAUUUGGAUAAAGAUGAAUCUCAUUGUAACCCUGAAUAUAGCUUCACACGCUUAGAUUCCUCUACCAAUUCCCAGAACACUGCCAUUUCAGGUUACAACUUCAGAUUUGCUCGAUACUACAAUGAUGCAGCAGGUCAAUCCUAUCGCAACCUAUUUAAAGUGUAUGGCAUUCGCUUUGAUAUAUUAGUUAAUGGAAAGGCUGGGAAAUUCAAUAUCAUUCCUACAGUGAUCAGCAUUGGCUCUGGGCUUGCUUUAAUGGGUGCUGGGGUUUUUGUCUGUGAUAUGAUUCUGCUCUACAUGAUGAGCAAAAGCUCCUUAUACCGAGAGACAAAAUUUGAGGCAGUCACAAAAAAGCAAUCUGGAAAGCAGAGAGAGAGAAAGCAUGUGAGACACCACUGUCACCAUCGCCAAGAUGGGCGGCACAAGAGAGAGGAGAAACAGGAAACAGAGAUACAGCCAUUGACAUCAGAGUCAUGUCAGCCCAAUAACAACCCAGAAAAACAGAUCCAGCCCACAAGCUCAGCACUCAAAACCCACAGUUCUGAGAGAAGGCCACAGGGCACAGUGUCAUUCAGGACUCAGCAUGCUACAGAAAAACAGACUAUUUCUGCCGUUUCCACCCUGAAAACACCACGCAACCAGUAGAGGAUUUUUUUGAUGCUGAAUCCCAUUGGAUUUUACUGUGAAUUUAUGAAAGGAGGUAUAAUAGCGGGUCUAUGCUCAGUCAUACCAAAGAGGAAUACUGGCAGUGUUGUUAUGCUGUCCUAGUGUUUUAAAUGGCAGUGUAAGUUUUUGUUACAAAGGAUUUGCAAUAAGAUAAAUAUAAAUGAUUUAAUAGAAAUAUGGCCUGACAUCAAAAAUUGUCAAACCAAGGUUGAAUAAAUGUUAAAAUAUUUGACAGAAAA